AAUGCGUAAACACCAACGAAAUGAGUUGCAAUCCACGAUAUUUAUAACCAUUCGACUGUAUGCAUUUAACAUAUUCUUUAUCUCACUUUGUAGAAGAUGAACUGGUUUUCAAGUGUCCCCGCCGGAACUUCGCUAGCAUCAGCAGGUGCAAUCGUUAUUUAUUGCCGACAAAACCACUUGGAAUGUCAGUUUUAUGAUUAUGACGGAAUUCAGGAGAAUAUCUGCGACAAUUAUAGAGAAAUCAUCAAGGAUACGGACAUACAUACUGUGGAAAAGUACAACCACCCUCUAAAUGCAUGGCAGAUUACCAAAAUCUUUUUUCGACACGAUUACAUAAUCUUUGCAGCGUCAGAUGAAAAGUGGUAUUCCGUUGAAAAGAACACUACAUGCAUUUUGCUUCAGCGGGGUAGCAAGGAGCAGGUGUCUAAAAUGAUAACCGGUAAAAGUCGACAUACCUUUAACUGGAGGAUAUCUCGCAGUAAAAGUGCUGUUGGGCACAAAACAUUGUAUUUGCUCAUCGAUUGGCUUAUUGAGAACGAAACGGCGAACGGGUACGGCCUUAUCCUUGACAAUUGUCAGAACUUCGCUCAAAGGGUCUUCGAUUUUCUCAAACACUAAUUAUCGUUUGGAGCAGUCCUGCUUCACAGAUCGAAAACCUGGACCAUUCCUGCUUCACAGUUCGAACAUGCAGAGUUAUUCCUGUGCAAUUUUUGUAUCGCUAACAUGUUGGUAAACUUAAAGAAAUGAUUUAAAAAUAGACUUUAAAGGGGUGUCAUGGCAGUAUAGUAUGUACUUUUUAUACUCUAUUGAAAUUGACCAAAAUUUUAAAUGUUUUGUGUGAAGAAAUAUUGACUCAAUAAUGAUCUCAAACAGUUUACUAAACUACGCUGCUGGAAUAUUCCCACCAACAUAUAACAAAUAUGUUAGAGAAUAUCUAGUGAAUACAGCCAAAACAGGCAUGUAUCUACUGAAGACCUUGGUGAUCUGCACGUAACAGAUUAGGCACCGAUAUAUAGUGGAUGGAAAAUUUGAAAGUAAUGACAUUCUGCAUAUAUAAAAACAACUUAGACUCCAUAGCUUCACUCAGAUUCCAGACAAUCCUUUGCACUAAGAGGAGCACAUAACAUGUUUCGCACGCCGGAACUAUCUCAAUCAAGUAUCAAAGAAACAGCUUUGUUCACUGUGUUAGUGCGGACGACGACCUCAAUAAGUUGAUUAUUAUUGAUGGUCACUGUAAAAUUUUAAAUAUGACCAUUUGUAUUGAUAGCUAGAUUAAUAUCAAAUCAUUAUAUACAGGAAAGGGUGUUAAACGUGGCAUUUAAACGUACAGUUUGAUCAUCAUAGUAUAGGUCUCGCCUCGAAGAGUGCCUGAAUUCAUACCUGAAUGCAUUAUCAUAAUACGUUUGGAUAAUUAUAUUGAAACAAUUAAAGUUGAGUAAUGCAUUUAAAUAAGCUAUGUUGGUCAUUUUGUAAAUUGUGGCAAUAACGCUCGUGAAAUUCUAAUUCACAAUGUUUAAAAAAAAGAUAAUGAUAUUUGAUAAAUUGUUCAACCACAAAUAUAUGCCUUACAUUUCAUAAAAUAAUUAUAUAAUUAUGAAGCAUAUCUAUCCAUUCGAUUGUUCAGUACAUAUUCCUCAGUUCUGUAUAGUAUUUCCUUUUAUGCAAAUAUUUCGCGUUUCGUAUGUGAAAAUGCAAUAAAUGUAAAAGUGUAUAACAAAAAAUGUUUAUUAAAUUCUAUAACCAUA
This is a messenger RNA of Mya arenaria, 1745 nucleotides long. RefSeq lists its product as uncharacterized. The record is from RefSeq and is a predicted model, not a curated record. Lineage: Eukaryota; Metazoa; Mollusca; Bivalvia; Myida; Myidae. The transcript has 3 exons. The coding region runs from base 97 to 618 and encodes 173 amino acids.